Molecule: messenger RNA, 1428 nt
Organism: Nezara viridula (southern green stink bug)
Lineage: Eukaryota; Metazoa; Arthropoda; Insecta; Hemiptera; Pentatomidae
Source: the annotation of a GenBank genome assembly
AUGGCGACUGAUUCUGAUGUGUCUAUAUCACAAAUUGAUACACAAUUUGACAGAUUAAGUGUUGCUUCUGAAGAAAGCAGUGUUCGGUGUUCCAUGGACCAUGAAAACAACCAAGCUGAUGAGGAAUUUAUUAGUGAAUGGGGAUUUCGUUUAAAAGAUCUUUACAGACUUGCCUUGAGGUUUAACAAAGAGAAAGAAGGUAAGGCUUUAAGUUUAUCCUACCAGGAUAAGUUAAGGUUUGUCUCUCUGGCUAAGCAAGUGAGUGUUGGGAAAUUUAAUCCUGACACUUCAUCUCCGUUAGGGGUCUUGGAUGUAAUUGGAAGAGACAGGAGGCUCGCUUGGCAGUCGUUGGGAGAUAUGAGUACUGAAGAUGCAAUGAUUAAUUUUGUGGAAUUAUUAGACAGCCGUUGUAAUCUAUUCAGACCUUUCGUGCAGGCACAUAAAGCAGAUCUUGAAAAUCGUAGAAAGCUUCAUGAAGAAGAGGAAGCUAAAAUACGCGAAGAAGAAGAAAGAAGAAGAGUUGAGGAAACUAUGAAAAUGAGAGACGUUGAAGAAAGACAAAGGCUAGAAGAACAUAAGAGACAAAUUCAAGAAGCUUUAAAUCAACAAACGUAUGGACAGUUUAAAGCUUAUGUGGAGCAACAUUUUCCUGAUGAUCCUGUCCUGCAAGAAAAACUUUUAAAACAACUUCAAGAAGAACAUUACAAUCAAUAUAUGGAGCAGUUAGCGGCUGAAAGGAAGGUUGAAGAUGCAGCGUUGCAAACUCCCCCAGUCGUAUCUAAUGGAACUAUAGUUCACACCCAAGAUACCUAUAUAGGGGACGAACAACCAUUACUUUCUUACCCAGAUUCUCAGCAUUAUCAAUCUGACAAUGACGGGAGCAUUCCAACUGUUAUAUCAACGGCUUCGAUGUGGACACGAAAAGAUGUCAAAGAAUUUAAGGAAUCCAUCCGAAAGGAAGGAGGCGACUCCAUUAUCCGUGUUGGUCAUGGCGAGACUGUGACAGUGCGAGUGCCAACGAAUGAUGAAGGGACAUGCUUAUUUUGGGAAUUUGCCACAGAUCAUUAUGACAUCGGUUUUGGUAUAUAUUUUGAAUGGACCAAAUCGCCUACAAAUCAAGUGUCUGUUCACGUAUCAGAGAGUGAAGAUGAAGAGGACUACAACAACGAUGAUGACGAUGACGAUGAAGAUGAUGAUGAGCUGGCCGCAAGAUACAGAGGAGACGUGGAAAGAGGAGGCCCGGGGCCCGACCCAAACAGACCUGCCUUGUCCGUCAUCAUUCCUGUCUACAGGCGGGACUGCCAGGACAGGGUCUUCGCGGGGUCGCACGCCUAUCCCGGCACUGGCGUCUAUUUGCUGAAGUUCGACAAUUCCUAUUCGCUCUGGAGGUCGAAAACAUUAUAUUAUAGGGUAUAUUAUACUCGGUAA